This is a messenger RNA of Aspergillus japonicus CBS 114.51, 1604 nucleotides long. RefSeq names its product isopenicillin N synthase family dioxygenase. The coding region runs from base 310 to 1410 and encodes 366 amino acids. The record is from RefSeq and is a predicted model, not a curated record. The transcript has 2 exons. Lineage: Eukaryota; Fungi; Ascomycota; Eurotiomycetes; Eurotiales; Aspergillaceae. Gene Ontology annotation, molecular function: dioxygenase activity.
CGUGUGUACAGUACAGUGACCCCCGAUAUGGUUUCCCCAUGUGGUGCCAUGCAGGCUCAGGCCCAUUCAUUCAUUGUUCUUUGCUGCUGCUCUCCGCCCCCCUCUUCUUCCUCUUCCUUGGUUCUGCGCGCGGAUAAGAACAGUAGUGAUCUCACUGCUUCCCUCCAUCCUCCAUGUGACUUUCGAUCCCCCGCCACGUCUUCUGGGAUAUCUACACUGAUAUCAAGCGAUUCAUACUCGCCCUUUUUUUCUAUCGUUAGCAUUCCCUUUCCAGCUGAAAUCUCCUAGACCUCUACGUCUGCGAUCAGUAUGGAAGGCAACCUGCCGCAACAGCAGUGUCACCCUGUAACCACGGCCAUCGAGAAAGAUGACCUCGUGAUUCCAAUCAUCGACUUCGGACCCUUCCUGCAUGGGACCCCCGCCGACAAACACGAAGUCGCCAUGUCCGUCGUGCACGCCUUCAAGACCUCCGGGUUCCUCUAUCUCAGCAAUCACGGCGUGCCCCCGUCCGUGGUUAGCCACGUCUUUGGCACCUCCGCCCGGUUCUUCGCGCGGCCCCAGGCUCAGAAAGACAGCCUGUGCUGGACGACCCCACAAGCGAACCGCGGUUACGUGAAGACGGGCCAAGAGAAGCUCCGCACGGUAGAGGAGGGCGAUAACGAUGAUGAUGAUGAUGAUGACGACGUCGCCGAGUCGCGCAGCAUCCCCGACCUCAAAGAGACGAUGGAGAUCGGCCGGGAGGGCGUGGCGGGGCUCCCGAAUCGCUGGCCGGAGCACCUCGACGCGGCGGGGCAGGACUUCAAGGCAGUGAUGCUGUCGUUCUUCGAGCGGUGCAAGGCGCUGCACACCGCGGUCAUGCGGGCCAUCGCGCUGGGCAUGCACCUGCCGGAGCACUACUUCGACUCGUCCGUCGACGCCGGCGACAACAACCUCCGCCUGCUGCACUACCCGGCCGUCGACAAGCGCGUCUUCCGCGACAACCCCCUGCAGGUCCGCGCCGGCGAGCACAGCGACUACGGCUCCAUCACCCUGCUCUUCCAGGACGGCCGCGGCGGCCUCCAGGUCCGCAGCCCCCGCGGCACCUUCGUCGACGCGACCCCCGUCGCCGAUACCGUGGUCGUCAACGCCGGGGACCUGCUGGCCCGCUGGUCGAAUGACACGAUCAAGAGCACGCGACAUCGCGUCGUCGAACCGCCCAGGGUCGUUGUCGAGGAUGAUAAGGAUGAUAAGGAUGAUGAAGAUACUGGGGUGUAUCCGGAUCGUUACAGCAUCGCGUACUUCUGUAAUCCCAAUAAUGACCAGAUGAUCGAAGCCAUCCCGGGAACCUACGGGGAGGAUAUCCGCCCGCUCAAGUACCCUGGCAUCACCGCGGGAGACUACCUCGUGCAGCGACUGACCGCAACCUACUGAUUGGUGUUUCAUCAUGAUGACCUGGCGUUCGGAAGGAGUAUGGGAUCUUUGGCUUUUCCAUCAGUUUGACAUCGUGACACCGUGUAGCAGGACGAUAAAUACCGCGACUUGAGCGCCGUUGCAUUGGACGAUUUGAACAGAAGCUUUGGUAUGGAGGGCUUGUAUUCGAGGUCGCUUGACAUUCUAUUUCUAAG